GUUGUCUUUAGUGUAGUAGUAGAGAAGCAUGCGCGCUGGAUAUUAUGGGUCUCGUUUGAGGUGGGGAGGAAGACUACUGCUGCGCAUGCGCGACCUUCUGCCUCUAGUUUGGUUAUGAUGGCGGCUGCGUUGAGAGGGAGCCUUGUAACAUUGGCCAAGGGUCUAAGCGGUGCCCGGCUGCAGCCACUGUGUGCCCGGUCUCUGAGUUUGACAGGCAGCCAGAAUGUUUCAGAGACCCCGCCUGCACGUGCUGACAGCACUUUCAAAGUCACCAUGCUUCCCGGAGAUGGAGUCGGACCAGAACUUAUGUCUGCUGUCAAAGAUGUUUUCAAGGCAGCAGAUGUUCCUGUGGAAUUUGAAGAGUUUCAUCUGAGCGAAGUGCAGAACAUGGCCAGCGAGGAGAAACUGGAAGAGGUCUUGUCCUCAAUGAAGAACAACCGAGUCGCCAUCAAGGGGAAAAUUCACACUCCCAUGGAGUACAAGGGUGAGCUGGCAUCUUAUGAGAUGCGACUGAGGAGAAAGCUGGACUUGUUUGCCAACGUGGUCCAUGUAAACAGCCUCCCGGGGUACAUCACCCGACACAAUAACUUGGAUCUGGUUAUCAUCCGUGAACAAACAGAGGGAGAAUAUAGCUCUCUGGAGCAUGAGAGCGUUACAGGUGUGGUCGAGUGUCUAAAGAUCAUCACCAGAGAGAAAUCCCGUCGAAUUGCUAAAUUUGCAUUUGACUAUGCCACCAAAAAAGGCAGAAGCAAGGUGACAGCUGUACACAAGGCAAACAUCAUGAAACUCGGGGAUGGCCUCUUUCUACAGUGUUGCGCAGAAGUGGCUGAACUUUACCCCAAGAUCAAAUACGAAACCAUCAUCAUUGACAACUGCUGUAUGCAGCUUGUGCAGAAUCCGUACCAGUUUGAUGUGCUCGUGAUGCCUAAUCUCUAUGGCAACAUCAUUGAUAACCUGGCGGCUGGGCUUGUGGGCGGGGCCGGUGUAGUUCCAGGAGAGAGUUACAGCGCUGAAUAUGCUGUGUUUGAAACAGGCGCCAGACAUCCCUUUGCUCAAGCUGUCGGCAGGAAUAUUGCUAACCCUACUGCUAUGCUUCUCAGUGCAUCCAACAUGCUGAGACACCUCAACCUUGAGUAUCAUUCAAACAUGGUGUCUGAGGCUGUCAGGAAAGUCAUCAAGCAGGGCAAGGUGAGAACGCGAGACAUGGGGAGUUACAGCACCACUAGUGACUUUGUCCAAGCGGUUGUGGGCAACCUGCGCUAUCGGACUGUUUAAGGAUGUUUACCCUACCCAAUGUCUUACCUGGAUCACCCUUUACCCCUCACUGCUUUUCUUAAUAUGUGCAAAGCCAAUCUUAAAACAGAUACAUCUUAUAUCUGUCUCUGCCUUUUACUUUAUAAUUUUUUUUUGUUCUGUUUGUCCCUUGCUUUGUUUUACCCUUCACUUAGCACCGCCUGACCUAUCGACCAAUCAGACCUUAACAACUUGUUCACUGUAUUAUUAGACCAGCAUUUGUUACAUUUGUCAAUUAAACUUUUUAGGGAUGCAUAACGAUUAAUCACGAUUAAUCUAUUGCAGAAUAAAAUUCUGCAAUAGAUUAAUCGUGAUUAAUCGUUAUAUGCAUCCCUAGUAUAGAUGUUUCGAAUCUGCAGUGGAAAAAUGUGUCGUAUCCUAAAUAAAUAUGUAGCAUAAGUGAUUAUUACACGCUUAAAUACUGCAGAUUGAAAUUGCAAUGCUUUAUUCUGUUCUAGUCCAAAAAUGCACUGUAAGCAUAUUUUACCAAUUAGAAACCUUUUGAUUUUUUCCUUUGAGAAUUUUUUUAAAAACAUGUCUGUGCAAGCAACAGUAAUAAAGUGGGCGGAGCUUAGCGAAGGGUCUAGCUGGUUACAGAUCCUUCUUAUUCAUUACAUCCAUCAUGUACAUUCAUUAUUUUCAUUUCUGUUUUCAAAGUAUUUGUUUCAUGCAUAAUUUUGCCUGACAUGUUACACUGUACUGCUAUGUUUUGUUCACUCCUAUGUUUUGUUCACUCCUUUUUGUUUUAGUUUUGUUUUGUUUUAUUUUAGUUUUCAAUUCUAAGCUGCUUGGUUUUUGUGGUUCUUUUUUGACUCUUAAAUUCCUGCUUUUCUAUGACAUGCCAGCAGUUGGGUGGUUUUCCUUUUAGAACUUCAAACAUUACUGCUGUUAUAAAUCCGAUGGGCAAUCAUUGGUUUUCAUGGUGCAAAUGUUCUGGCGUCAAAUGGACAGGAAGUCUAUUUUGUGUCAUGGCUGACUGACAGCGUUUAGGGAAAGUAUGAUAAAAGAAAUUGUUGAAUCAAUACAAAUGCAAAUAUCUGUUUGCCUCUCAGGCGUUUUAAUCUUACCUCAAUCAUUGCAGUAAUUAUUCAGCAUGUGAACUGUAGUCGACAUGUCGCCUUUGUAUUUUCUAAUCUCAGUUCCUGCAGUAUUACCUUUUCAGACACUCGACAGGGAAAUUGCGCACAAUUUUUUUCUCUUCAUGCCUUAACUGAGUUGACCAAUAUUUUGUCAAAUUUGAAUUUUCUUAGUGUCAUAAAAUAAAUAUGUGAAACCAAAUGGA
Messenger RNA from Misgurnus anguillicaudatus (oriental weatherfish), 2575 nucleotides. RefSeq names its product isocitrate dehydrogenase (NAD(+)) 3 non-catalytic subunit beta (gene idh3b). Gene Ontology annotation, molecular function: NAD binding; oxidoreductase activity, acting on the CH-OH group of donors, NAD or NADP as acceptor; magnesium ion binding. Gene Ontology annotation, biological process: tricarboxylic acid cycle; isocitrate metabolic process. Gene Ontology annotation, cellular component: mitochondrion. NCBI's taxonomy places the organism in Eukaryota, Metazoa, Chordata, Actinopteri, Cypriniformes, Cobitidae. The record is from RefSeq and is a predicted model, not a curated record.